AUGGGUAGUGGCAAACAGUACAAAGAGAGCAGCAACGUUACGUCAUCGCCUGGGUCUGACACAGAUUCUUUUAUUGGGGCCAACUGGAAUACGCCGGUGGAGUUGACAACGGUGAAGGGGUACAAGGAUUUCAUGAAACAGCAUCCAAAUGACGAUAGAAGUUUCGCUACGGUACUCACUGAAGACUUCUCUAGAGGUUAUAUCAUCAAAGAUGACGAAGUCAUCGCCAAUGUCUACGGUGAGGCAAAGGAUUAUCUGAUAGAAAAGGCAAGACAUUGA
This is a messenger RNA of Kazachstania africana CBS 2517, 279 nucleotides long. RefSeq lists its product as uncharacterized. The coding region runs from base 1 to 279 and encodes 92 amino acids. The record is from RefSeq and is a predicted model, not a curated record. NCBI's taxonomy places the organism in Eukaryota, Fungi, Ascomycota, Saccharomycetes, Saccharomycetales, Saccharomycetaceae. The transcript has a single exon.